This is a messenger RNA of Drosophila sulfurigaster albostrigata, 3260 nucleotides long. Its product is annotated as RNA cytidine acetyltransferase. The record is from RefSeq and is a predicted model, not a curated record. NCBI's taxonomy places the organism in Eukaryota, Metazoa, Arthropoda, Insecta, Diptera, Drosophilidae. The transcript is spliced from 4 exons. Bases 109 to 3084 code for a protein of 991 amino acids. Gene Ontology annotation, molecular function: tRNA binding; 18S rRNA cytidine N-acetyltransferase activity; ATP binding. Gene Ontology annotation, biological process: rRNA acetylation involved in maturation of SSU-rRNA. Gene Ontology annotation, cellular component: nucleolus; 90S preribosome.
AUGUGCAUUUCAAAAUUGUGCUUGACAGCGUGCGUUCAUAUUUUUGUGUGUUAAUUUUCAGUUCCCAAUUUUUUUUGGUUUGGUCAAUUAAAACAUAAGUGAAUCAAAAUGGUGAAAAAGAAAAUUGAUAACCGCAUACGCGUGAUGAUUGAGAAUGGUGUGAAGCUGGGCCAUCGCACCAUGUUCAUCGUCAUUGGCGAUAAAGCACGCGAUCAAGUGCCAAUUCUCUACGAUAUAUUGACCAAGUCGACGGUCAAGGCGCGUCCCACGGUGCUGUGGUGCUACAAGAACAAGGACGAAGCUAUUUCCAAUCACGGCAAGAAGCGUGCCAAGAAGAUUGCAACCGGCAAAGUCGAUGUCAAUGAGGCAGACAUGUUUGAUGCCUUUCGCGUGGCCACCACCAUCCAUGGUCGCUACUACUCCGACACACACACCAUUCUGGGACGCACCUAUGGCGUCUGUGUACUGCAGGACUUUGAGGCAUUGACUCCCAAUCUUCUUGCACGCACCGUGGAAACCGUCGAGGGUGGCGGCCUGAUUAUUCUGUUGCUGAAGUCGCUGCAGUCACUGAAGCAGCUCUACACCAUGAGCAUGGAUGUACACAAACGUUUCCGCACUGAGGCCCAUCAGACGGUCACCUGCCGCUUCAACGAGCGCUUGAUUCUCUCGCUGGCCGAUUGCAAGCGCUGUCUGGUGGUCAACGAUGACCUCACCGUGCUGCCCCUCAGCUCCAAGACCAUCAACGUGGACCCAGUGAAUCCCGGCAGCAUUGGAAAGUCGGAGAACGAGAGCAGCUUGAAGGAUCUAAAGGAGAGCCUGCUGAAUGUGCAGCCAGCUGGCGCACUGGUCAAUCUCUGCAAGACAUACGACCAGGGCAAUGCAGUGGCCCAGUUCAUCGAAGCUCUGGUGGACAAGCAGCUGAAGCCACCCAUGUCACUGACAGCAGCACGUGGACGCGGCAAAUCUGCCGCUUUGGGACUCUCCAUUGCCGCAGCUGUGGCAUUUGGCUAUGUCAAUGUGUACGUGACAUCGCCGCAUCCGGAGAACUUGAUUACGCUCUUUGAGUUCGUGUUGAAAGGCUUCGAUGCACUAGAGUAUCAGGAGCAUGCCGAUUACACCAUCAUACGCAGCACCAAUGAGGACUACAAGAAGGCCAUCAUACGCAUCAAUAUAACGCGUAACAGUCGCCAGACUAUACAGUAUAUUGCACCCAAUGACACACAUCUGUUGAGUGCCGCCGAUCUGCUGUUGAUCGAUGAGGCGGCUGCCAUUCCGCUGCCGCUUGUUAAGAAAAUGAUGGGUCCAUAUUUGAUCUUCAUGGCUAGUACAAUCAAUGGCUACGAGGGCACUGGACGUUCGCUCAGCUUGAAGCUCAUUUCGCAGCUGCAAAAGGAGAACAAUGCACGACCGCCGCUCAAGCUGGAUGAAUCGAUACGUUAUCAGUCCAACGAUGACAUCGAGCGUUGGCUGAUCAAUUUGCUCUGCCUGGAUGCGAGCAGUGUGCCGGCCAUUAGCUCCGGUUGUCCGACUCCAGCUGCCUGUGAUCUGUAUUACAUUGAUCGCGAUGCCUUGUUCUCGUAUCACAAGGCAACUGAAGCGUUCCUGCAGCGCCUGGUCUCGAUUUAUGUGUCUUCGCACUACAAGAACACACCCAACGAUCUGCAGAUGAUGAGCGACGCCCCCGCCCAUCAUUUGUUCUGUCUGCUUGGACCGAUAGAGCGCAAGGAUGCUCUGCCCGAGAUCCUUGUUGUUGUCCAGGUCGCACUCGAGGGUCAAAUCUCCUCACAGAGCAUUAGCGAGUCAAUGGGACGCGGCAAGAAGGCUGCCGGCGAUCUGAUACCCUGGAAUGUGGCCGAACAGUUUGGCGAUCGUGACUUCCCCAAGUUGUCCGGUGUGCGAAUCGUGCGCGUCGCCACCAACCCCAGUUACCAACGCAUGGGCUACGGCAAGCGUGCUAUUCAACAGCUCAAGGAAUACUAUGAACGUCGCCAUGUCGAUCUGUCGAUAGAAGACGAUACGCGCAACAAAGCUGGCAUUGAGGAAGUGGAGGAGGAGGAGCUCAGUCUGCUCAAGGAACAGAUUCGUCCUCGCGCACAGAUUCCCACACUGCUGCAACGUCUGAAGGAGCGUUCGCCGGAACCCGUUGACUACAUUGGUACCUCCUUUGGCCUGACCGGCGAGCUGCUCAAGUUCUGGAAGAACUGUGGCUUUGUCCCCGUCUAUCUCAGCCAGAAGUCGAAUGAGCUGACCGCCGAGCACAGCUGCAUCAUGCUGCACACAUUGGAGACAAGCGCCACCGUUGACUGGUUGCCGUCCUACUAUAAAGACUUUCGACGUCGCGUCCUCCGUUUGAUGGGCAAAACAUUCAGAGAGUUCGACACCAAAGUCUGUCUGUCGUUGCUCAGUAACUCGCCGGUGACGAUUCCUGACUGCCCUCAGCUGGACAAGCACAUGCUGGACGUGUACUUCCUGCCACACGAUCUGCAACGCCUCGAGAGCUAUGCUCGCCAACAGUCCGAAUUCCGUCUGAUUAUCGAUCUGCUGACAGACAUUGCCCAGCUGUAUUUCCAGGGCUCAAUACAGACACUGAAGCUCGACAAUGUGCAGAAGAAUAUUCUAAUGGGAUUGGCCAUUCAGGGCAAGUCGGUGGAUGCCUUGGGCGCGGAGAUCAAUAUGCCGGGCAAACAGGUGCUGGCAAAAUUCUAUGAAGGCAUGAGAAAGUGCUAUGAUUGCAUCCGCAAUGUCAUUGAGGAACACAUCGAAGGUGGCAUGCUGCAGGAGGCGGAAUUGCCGCGUGGCGAACAGCUGCAACCGAUGUCGCUGUCCAUUGACCAAGAGCUCGAAAGCUCCGCUCAAAAGAUAACCAAGAAGCAAAAGAAGGAGCUGAAACGUCUGCUGGACGAGCAGAAUGGCGAUACGACGGACGAGAUCAAGGUUAGCAAACAGGCUAAAUUAUCGAAAACGCCGCGCAAGGAGAAAAAGGAGGACAACAAAAAAAUCCAGGUUAGCGAGCAUAUGAAGGUGGCAAUGGCGAGAUUAGGAAUCACCGUCGAGGAUUUAUAUACUAAGAGCAACCGUUUGUGAUGCCUAGCAAGAUAGAACAUCCAAUAUAUAGAAAUCAGAAGGAUUAUGAGAAAAAGCUUCAAUUACGAAUAGCCUUUGCAUACAGAGAACGACUUUUGAAUAAAUCAAAAGAAUAUAAGGAAAAACAAAUAAUUAUGAAUAAGGAUUAGCGCAAGAUUAACAAGAAUCAACACACA